UGCCUGCUUCCUCCGGAGGGCUGAAUUACAUGCGCAGUCCUGCCGUGAAUCACUCAUCACCACGGCAACCGGCGUUCACACCGACAGUGCGGUCCUGUACCGAGCACGGACGACCGGAGGAGAGCACAGAGAACACGGAUCCUUGAUUUGAGCUGCAAAAGUACGGCGGUCACGUUUGGUUCCCCAGCACGCAGUGUGAGUCAGUCUGACCCUCAGCUGUCCGUCCCUGCUCUGCAGAUCUGUUCAGACACUUUCAGGCAGCAAUGGUGAAGCUGGGCAGCAAUCUGUCGGACAAGCUGGAGAAACAGCCGUCGGCGGACGAUGGCUUUGACAAUGUUCCUCUCAUCACACCCUUGGAGGUCAACCAUCUCCAACAGUCGUUCGCAGACAAGGUCAUUGUGAAGACGUCAACACAUUAUCAGCUGCAGCAGCAGAAGAAGAAGAAGCUGUAUGUGCCGAGCAUCAAGAGGCUGAAUAUCAACUUCUACAGCGAUGUUUCAGAUAAAGCAAAGAUCACAGGUCUGAUCCUCAUCACUUUGGCCUUCCUGACCAGCCUGCUCCUCCUCCUCAUGUACAAAGCCAUGUGGUACGACCAACUCACCUGCCCAGAGGGUUUCAUCCUGAAGAAGCACUGCACGCCGGCCGCUCUGGAGAUGUACUACACUGAGCAGCAGCAGGAGCAGCAGGAGCCGGGCAUCAUCCACGGUGGCCCCAACACCGGGCUGUACGCCGCCCUCAGUCACCUCAACCAGAUGAAGAGGGCGGGGCCUGAGCUGCCUCCGCCGUGGUUACCUGUCAUCAGCGCUCUGAAGGAGGCCGAGGCGGGCAAACAAGGCAGCGAGGCAGUGAAGAGAGCGCUGCAGGGAGAGGAGUGAAGGGCGGAUGGAUGUGCGGGUUUUAGAGUAGGGGACGUGUGUGUGUGUGUGUGUGUGGUAAAUCGUUGUGGUUGGAGGCAGGAAUGUUAUUAAAGUGUUGGUGAAUGUGCCUGACUUUUACAGUGUUGAUGAGACUAAACUCUGCCACCUUUACCACGUGUGUGUGUGUGUGUGUGUGUGUGUGUGUGUGUGUGUGUGUGUGUGUGUGUGUGUGUGUGUGUGUGUGUGUGUGUGUGUGUGUGUGUGUGUGUGUGUAAAUACUGCAGCCUGUUUAAGCCUUCAUACGUCUGAGCGCCUGUACUGUUGUUUUGUCUUCAACAAUGUCUGUAAAGUCGGAGGUGAGAGAAUGAAGAUUUCUCUUCAUCACGCUGUCUCGAUAUCUCCACGUCUAUUCAACAGCCUCAUGGGAUUGUAUUAAAAUGAACGUGCUCAUUAAGAUGAGGAAAUAUGACUGAACAUUUGGAGGUGACUCCACAUUUUACAAUCUCCAAUCUGCUCAUUUGGGUUAUGUGAAGUGUUCUUAGGGUCAGAGGAAAGAGUCUCGCUCUUCGACUCCACACAGUGUUAGCCACACGACCCGAAGCAUGUCGGCUCUCAUGGGAAGGCUUUGGAAACAGUUGAGCAGUCUAAACCAGUGAUUUUUAACCAUGGCCAGUGAGCACCACCUAGAGGGCCGAAAAAAAAAAUUCAGUUUUGGACCUAUGGGCUGCGAGGGUGAGUGGGCCGCACCUAUGGGACUGCAUAGGUUAUCAAUUGACCAGACAGAUAUUACUGUUAUCCAUGAGAUGUUCAGUUACAAUACCUCUUCCCACCACUUGGUGUCGGUAAUCCGUCAGUCAGUUGUGUAACAAGUUCCAAUAAGCAGAAGAAGACACUCAGCCAGCUGCUAGCUUGUAGUGAAAGUUCUAGAGAAGUAUUUGAAACGGAAAAAUUAAGACGAAAGUGGUGCCCAACGCCCCCAAAAGGCGUUUUUGCACAAGUAUAAUCCUGACUUCAUUAAGUAUGGCUUUGUGAAUGGAGGUAACAUAAUUUAAUUGAUCUAAUUUCCUAAUUUUCUCAUCAGUUUUUUUUGAGAGUCCCUCCUUUUUUGCUGUAGUAAAUCUAAUUAUUAGUUAUUUUUGUGUUAAUAAGCUUGAUCUGUUCCAUGAAUUGUUAGCCUGUUCAGCGUUUUGUUGUAUGUGCAGGUUUACAUACACAUGAUAAAUGAAAUCUUUGUGAUGA
Messenger RNA from Labrus bergylta (ballan wrasse), 2096 nucleotides. RefSeq names its product calcyon neuron-specific vesicular protein (gene caly). Gene Ontology annotation, molecular function: clathrin light chain binding. Gene Ontology annotation, biological process: endosomal transport; G protein-coupled dopamine receptor signaling pathway; clathrin coat assembly. Gene Ontology annotation, cellular component: endosome; membrane. NCBI's taxonomy places the organism in Eukaryota, Metazoa, Chordata, Actinopteri, Labriformes, Labridae. The record is from RefSeq and is a predicted model, not a curated record.